AUGGCUUCAGUGCUUCCGAUCCUCGCUGUGCUGCUCCUGUUUGCUGCCUCGAUGUUAUCUGAAGAGACUCCUCCAGACGUCGUGAAGGAAUCAAAGCAUUUAGAAUGCAUUCCGUUCUUCAUUGGUUGUGCUCAUUUCAAUCGGUUUUGCAAGUUUGGUUACUGUGUUGCUAAGCAGACUGUUGGUGGCAGCUGUGACUUCAAGACGCCAUGCCGCAUUGACUUAGCCUGUGUCAACAGUCGAUGCAAGCGCAUCCGCAAGAAGAAUAAGAAGACGAUUACGACCACGACACAACCUACGACCUCAACUACAACACCACUGACCACGACCCCAAGUACAACGACAUCUACAACUACAACCACUACGACCACCAUGACCACCUCCUCAGUGGAUGGCCAAUGGCCCGGGAGAUGA
Messenger RNA from Phlebotomus argentipes, 414 nucleotides. Its product is annotated as integumentary mucin C.1-like. The transcript is spliced from 2 exons. Bases 1 to 414 code for a protein of 137 amino acids. The record is from RefSeq and is a predicted model, not a curated record. NCBI's taxonomy places the organism in Eukaryota, Metazoa, Arthropoda, Insecta, Diptera, Psychodidae.